UCAACAAUCAACACUUCAAUAAAUUCACAAAACACUUCUAUUUUAUACACGUACUAAAUUAAAUUUACAUUCCCUUUGUGUAACACUGUUUUAUUUAUAUUAUUAUGAAAAUCACACUAAUUAGUUUUGUAAUGAAAGAAAAUUCACGCUGAAACUGUUAAAAAUACCGGGCAUAUGAUUAUAUUUCUUUAGAUAUAGAUACUAAACUUGGACAUUCAUUAUAUUUUUUACUUGAUCGAAAAUCUGAAAUCAAAAACAAAAACUUGUAGAUUAGUACAAGUAAUUGCAGAUUUACGGAUGGAGGCAAAAUUGAAAGAAUACCGUGCUCUCCGACGCCGCAAAGAAUUAAUAGAUAACGCUAAGGACAAAUUCGAAAGAUCUAAGGAGAAGCUAAUAAAUUUUUUAGUGCCCAAAAUAUUCGGAGAUAUGGAUAGAGAAAAGAAUGAGGAUGAAGUUCUUUUAAUGGAACAUGAAGAACUGCCAAAACCAGUAUUGCCACUCAUCCAACCUGACGAUUCCAGUAGUAACGAAGAGGCUACUUCAUCUACGGAAGUUAAUGAGCUAGAGUCAUCUGAGGAGGAAAACCAAGAGUCUUGGCGAUAUUUCAUCAUCAAAUGGUCCCUUUACAGUUUGACCUGGUUGACACUAUAUAUUUUUUUCCUACAAAUACAAUUUGGUGCAGUAUUCUUUGCCACGUCUGUGUUAAUUGGUAUAUAUUUUAAUACACGCACAAGGCCAAAACAAAAAGGAGAAAUGUCGGCAUACAGUGUAUUUAAUGAAAACUGUGUUAGUAUAGAUGGUGCAUUAAAUGCAGAACAAUUUGAGAAAGAAUUAAAGUAUGGCAUGAAUAUUUUCCGAUAAAUUGUUAACUAUGUAU
This is a messenger RNA of Achroia grisella, 877 nucleotides long. RefSeq lists its product as uncharacterized. Lineage: Eukaryota; Metazoa; Arthropoda; Insecta; Lepidoptera; Pyralidae. The record is from RefSeq and is a predicted model, not a curated record. The transcript is spliced from 3 exons. Bases 298 to 861 code for a protein of 187 amino acids.